Messenger RNA from Gongylonema pulchrum, 582 nucleotides. The record is from the annotation of a GenBank genome assembly. NCBI's taxonomy places the organism in Eukaryota, Metazoa, Nematoda, Chromadorea, Rhabditida, Gongylonematidae.
AUGAUUGUGGCUUCAAAAGCUGGUCUACCGGUCAAUAUCGAAAAAACUCCUAUCCCACCUCAAACGCAAACAUCAUUGAAGACAAUGAAACCAUCAUUAUCACAGCAUACGAGCUUCGAUGCUGCUAUUGAAGGUUCUCCAGCUGAAGUGUAUGCAACAAUGGAGAAAGAUCUGAUUCAUCAAGUGAAACUUUGUGAAGAAAAUAGACUCGCAUUCACCAGGUUAGGCGAUGUGACACGAGUGAAACUUUUUGAGACGUGGUCAUCUGUUUCCAAACGAGAUUUGAUACUCCUUCGGGAAUUGGCAAAAAGAGGUUGGAAGCCAUCACAUGGUUAUUUAUAUGUUAAAUAUAAUUUUUCGUUCCCUCACGACGCUCAUCAAAUUGGCAAAACUAAAGUUAUUGAUGCUACGAAUUCCCCAGUGUACAAUGAGAAAUUUUUAUUAACAAUAAAUCGAAAAAUGCGGCAGCUACAGCGAGUUAUCAAGAGGAAUUGCCUCAAAUUUGAGGUCCGAAUUCGUGAGCCUUUGGGUGAAAAGAAGCUGAAUCUAAAGCAAGAGAAAUGGUUGCUGUUGGAGACAUAA